This is a messenger RNA of Racocetra fulgida, 272 nucleotides long. The record is from the annotation of a GenBank genome assembly. NCBI's taxonomy places the organism in Eukaryota, Fungi, Glomeromycota, Glomeromycetes, Diversisporales, Gigasporaceae.
GUGAAGAAGAAGCUGAAAGUGUGUUUAAUUACAGAUUUGCACAGCCAUUAUCAGUAUUAUCGAAUGCCAAAGUACAAAGGAAUAGACCAAUUAAAGGAAUUCAAAUUCAUUUACAUGUUUAUCAAGAAUCUACAAAUUAUAAGGAUAAGUAUGUUGUUGUUAUUGAAUAUGGAAACAGAACUAAAAUUAAGGAUAUUGAUGCUGUGAUUUAUGCUACCAAAUAUCAAAUUGAAUUCCUAUUUUUAGAUAGGGACAUUGAUCUUGACACCUAA